GUCUUCGCUUUCAAUCCGAAAAAUAAAAAUAAAAAAAGGGGGAAAUUGAAAGAAAGAAAACAAGAGAAAAAGGGGAAAAUGAAAAGAAAUUUCCAAAUUGAGCCCCUGCAGACCCUGCAAAUCUUAGCUAUUUUUGAGGUCUCUCUAUCUUCCAUUUUCGAAGCUUCUUCUUCUUCUUCUCUUCUAACCUCAAGUUAAAUUAUAACUCGCAGCUCACCGAUUCCAGUUAUUUAGAUAACUUAUCAUUAUCAUUAUUUAUUUAAGUUAAAAGAAAAUAUGUCCUCUUCGAUGAAACAGGCGCGGUGGUAGUUGGUGAGUGAUCUAACUUAGGGUUUCCAAUUUCCACGACGGUCGGUGGUGACGGUUAGGGUUUCAUAUGGCGGCGGCGAAUCCACAGCCCCUACAGGCGCGUCCGUACAAGGACCACAGAACGCGAGCUCCAAUACAGAUCGAGGACGAUGACGACGGAGAGUACGGAGACGUUGAUGGUAUGGAUGACAUGGAAGAGGAAGCAGCAGUAGCGCAAGUGAAUUCAGGCGUGAGUGUGGCAGAGCACAACCACGGAGCUGCUGGUGGUGGUGGUGGUGGUGUGGCUAUAGCUUCGAGGACUAGUGAACUCACUCUCUCUUUUGAAGGAGAAGUUUACGUUUUCCCUGCUGUUACCCCUGAAAAGGUGCAAGCAGUGCUCUUGCUUCUGGGAGGACGAGAUAUACCUACUGCGGUACCUACUAUUGAAGUGCAAUAUGAUCAAAAUAAUAGGGGAGUGGGUGACACCCCAAAGCGCUCAAAUCUUUCACGAAGAAUAGCCUCUCUUGUUAGGUUCCGUGAAAAAAGAAAGGAGAGAUGUUUUGACAAGAAAAUAAGAUACACUGUGCGAAAAGAGGUUGCACAGAGAAUGCACCGCAAGAAUGGGCAGUUUGCAUCCAUAAAAGAAAAUCCAGGGGAUUCAAGUUGGGACUCUGGUCAGAGUUGCCUUCAGGAUGGCACCCCUCUUUCAGAAACUGUUGUCCGGAGAUGUAAGCACUGUGGUGUUAGUGAAAAUAAUACUCCAGCAAUGCGUCGUGGGCCAGCUGGACCUAGGACUUUAUGUAAUGCUUGUGGACUAAUGUGGGCAAAUAAGGGAACAUUGAGGGAUCUCAGUAAAGGAGGAAGGAAUCUUCCAGUGGACCAAAUAGAACCUGAAACACUGAUCGAAGUCAAGCCUUCCAUCGUUGAAGGGGAAUUCUCUGGUAACCAGGAUGAGCAUGGAACUGCUAAAGAUCUUUCUAAGGCAGUUAGCGAAGGAUUCAACAACCAUUCUAUCAAUCCAGAUGAGUUCCUGCCUUUUCUGGCUUCAGCAAUUUUACAAUGGAUGGAAGCAGUUUUUUUUUUUCCCCAUCUGUGGCUAAGCAAUGACAUGAUUUGUUUUUACUCUGUUCUUUUUUCUGUGUACAUAUGUUUCUGGAAAUUUAUCAAACACCCAAAUCAGUUUUCCAAGAAGCUACUGAAGAUAUUACAAAUACUUUGCCAAUGGGAGUUAUCCAUUCUUCCGGAGAUGAUGAUGAGCAGUUUUGGGAUUUGCAGGAACCACUGGUUGAGCUUGCCAAUCCUUCAGAUACAGAACUUGACAUUCCUGCUAAUUUUGAUUAGAAGGUGACAGUUUGCUUCUCUCGAUUAAUGCAUGAGAGAUUUGGAUUGGAGAUGGGUGGUGCCAUUUCAAUCCUUCUUACCAUGAUGCUACAUGGAGGGAAAGUUACUGAUCUCUCAUGAAGGGUGUAAAUUGUGAAUUGUAACUAGAGUUGUAACCAUAAACAGGCAUUUCGCAACUGUAGAUUUGAUUUCUUGACAGGAGAUGUGAUGCUACUUCCAGCCGACACCAAGAUACGGGGCAACGCUUCUUGUGGAUAUUAAUGCUAGAUCAUGUGUGUGUGUGUUUGUGUGUGUAUGAUUCGUUAGGACACACCUCAGUGCGUUUACCAGUAUUUAUGUGAUUAGGUUGUUAGGCUGUUAUAAGAUUGAUAUGUACUCGUUAAAUCAUUUUUAACAUGGCCGGCCCAAAAGACUAAAUUAAAUAUGCUUCUGGUA
This is a messenger RNA of Populus nigra (black poplar), 2064 nucleotides long. RefSeq names its product GATA transcription factor 24-like. Gene Ontology annotation, molecular function: zinc ion binding; sequence-specific DNA binding; protein binding. Bases 377 to 1636 code for a protein of 419 amino acids. The record is from RefSeq and is a predicted model, not a curated record. Lineage: Eukaryota; Viridiplantae; Streptophyta; Magnoliopsida; Malpighiales; Salicaceae. The transcript has 11 exons. Gene Ontology annotation, biological process: regulation of DNA-templated transcription.